This is a messenger RNA of Danio rerio (zebrafish), 2972 nucleotides long. It is a transcript of the gene homeza, whose product is annotated as homeobox and leucine zipper encoding a. The record is from RefSeq and is marked provisional. Gene Ontology annotation, molecular function: DNA binding. Gene Ontology annotation, cellular component: nucleus. NCBI's taxonomy places the organism in Eukaryota, Metazoa, Chordata, Actinopteri, Cypriniformes, Danionidae.
AUUGCACGAGAAAGAGGGGGCUGGUCCGAGAGUUUCCUGAUCCUCUCCGUCUAGCCUCGGUCUGACCGGACAGGCGAAAAACACUUUGGGAUUUCCAGAACAAAAGCGACAACGGAGAAUACAGACCAGCUGAAGUGGCGUCUCCACAAACAACCCUGAGAGAAAUUCAAGCGUCUGUGGCAAUAGAGGUGUGACAUCUCUGAUGGCGACGCACAGUGUCCAUGACCUGAAAAUUAUCUCUCCAAGAGGGGUGGCAGUAAAAAGGCAAGAUGGAACCUUCACCAGCUCAAAGCAGCAAAAAUCACCAUACCAACACAAUUCCGAUAGAAAGGAACAUGCAAGUGCCUCCAAUCACAGACCAAGAGAGAGCAAUGGCACCACCGCAGCAAGCUUUAGCACUAACAAUAACUCUGUAGUAUGUCUUCCUUUGGUGUCUGAAGGACUGAAGCUAGUGUGGACACAGUCUGAUCAAACACGUGAGCUGGAUAGCAUUCCUGAACUUGUUCAGGCCUUUAACAUCUUUCCCUACCCAACAUCUCAAGAGGUCAGCACUCUUGCACGUGUGUGCACUCUUCCAUUAGAUAAAGUCAAAGUGUGGUUCAUGGUGCAACGCAUCAAGUAUGGAAUCAGCUGGGCUUCAGAGGACAUUGAAGAGACACGGCUCAAGCUGGCCAGGCCAGAGCAAAAAACUGAGACUGAACAUAAAGAGAGCAGUACUAAGAGGAAAAAUGAUAGUAAGGAUUUUACAGAGGUAGAAGAUCUAGCACAAAGUCCACAAAUGCCUCGCAAAAGACCUAAAACUGAAAGUACAGAACCAGCAAAGCUCUCUCCUGCUCCCUCACGUUUCCGUUCAUCGCUCCCUCCACCUCAGGAUUCAUACUACUACCGACAACCAGUAGAAAUACCAGAGACGCCUCAAGCAGCUACCCCCCCUACAGCUACAGAGUCUCCAGUUGUAUCUGAGCAGCCACGGCAUAGCCGCUACAAAAAGUCCAAAGCCCAGUUAACUGCUCUGCGUAAGAGUUUUCUACAGGAGAACUGGCCUGAUGAGACUGAGCUUCAGCGCUUACAAGAUGAGACAAGCCUAACUCGUAAUGAGAUUCGAAAAUGGUUUAGUGACAGUCGCUACCAGCUACGGAUGGGUAGGGGGUUGCAAAUGUCCCUCCCUGCUACUCAAGGAGAAAAAGAUGAUCCCAACUGCAGCCUGUCACCACAGUCUCAGGAGGCUCAGCCACUUUCUCUCACUACUAAAAAGCAAACUACGCAGCAUGUUGACAACAAAGGCAAGGAAAAGACUUGUGUCAAAGGAUCGCGAAGGAAUCGGCCAAAGACCUCCCAGUUUUUCCAGCUUUUCCUGUCUAACACACUUGAGUCAUUUGAAGAAGGAACAAUAAGAGUGGAUGAGGAGAAAUGUUCAGAAGAAAGUGAGACGCAGAACAAUGAUGAAGUUGCAAGUGAACAGGAAAGUGAGGGACAUUGUGUGGCAACACCAGAGCCAGCAGCACCCACUUCCUCCUCCUCUCCUCCGUCCAUCACCCCAUCCAAGAAACACACAGCCAGGUCAUCAAAAUCUGCACGCAAAUCAAACUCUUUGAAUACCUCCUUAAACCUCCCAGACAACUCGUCUCCUUCUUCAGUAUUAACAGUGGCUGGACGACCAAGGAAAACAAAGGAGCAACUGACCAUCCUGAAGGAGUACUUCCAGCACUGCCCAUGGCCAAAAAGUGGCGAAUACACAGAGGUAGUGGAACUAACAUCUUUGCCUCGUGCUGAUGUUAUCCAGUGGUUUGGGGACACUCGUUACGCUGUAAAAAAUGGCCAUGUACGUUGGGUGCAUGCUGACGUACGUGAGCAAGUGCUUGCUGAGAUAGCAAUGUUACAAAGUGGAGCUGCCGAUGGCAGUGGAACCCCAGGAAGUGAAGGCAACAGGAAACGUAAGUCACAAGGGAAUGGCACACCAAAAACACAAAAGUCUGCUGCAGAUUCUGUAGAUGUGAGUCCAUUAGAGCUAUAUUUUCGACAGACAGGACCACUGCAAGAGAAAGACCUUGACAAUCUCUGCCGAAAGUCAAAAAUGAGUUACCAACAGGUGCGAGACUGGUUUGCAUCUAAAGACAGUACAACACUGGACACAGAGCUCACUGUUGCUGAUUGAUUAAUAUAAAAGAGAAAACUCUUUGUGCUCAUGUCUGUUAAUCUGCUGUGGGUCCUGUAAUCAGGCAAGGUUGUUUUGAAGACACAGUAUAAAUUAUCUUCAUACAAUACUGUUUUUUGUUAAAAAACUAGCAUGUGAAGUAUUUUCUUUAAUACCUAUUAAAUAUUUUGUUACUUUUGUUAACUUGUUCAACCAACGAUAUUGAUAAUUCAAAAUGUACUUUUGGUCGUUGUAAACUGUUCAACCACAUUAAUUACUAAGUAUUGUGAAUCUGUUGGAGUCAUAUUUACACUGGCUGUUCCUCUAAUUCCUUUCAUUGUGUUGAUGGUAUUAUUGUUUAGAGCCUUAACUGCUGCUGCUUAGAACUGAUAUUAUCCUCAGACUUUUUUCUUUUUUUUUUCAGUAACUUUGGCUUGGUUAUCUAUUAGGUACUGUAGUGUAGUUGUUUGGACCAGUAGCAAUGCAAGAUUGUUUUUGUCAAUUUUUUUUUUUUUAAAUCUUAGAAGAUUCAUAUGGCACUGUAUAUUGAUAAUCUCUCAAAAUAAUUAACCUAAAUUUAGGAUAUGUAAAACCUGCCCCAUUAUCUUUCUUUAUUAUUCCGCACUUAGGAGUUAUAUGGAUCAAUUUCUCUAAUUCUGCUACUUCAUAAUGAAAAAGCAUUUCAAUUCAAAGACAUCCCUCCUCCACUACAGAUCUGCUCAGUAUCCAGGGAAAAGACAACAAAAGCCAUGGUUUUUGUAAAAUCUUGUGCCUUAUUGUCUGCAAAUUUCAGGCAGUCGAAACAAUGCAUUGAAUUAAAAUGACUAAUUAUGUUUGA